GGCCACUCGCAACUCGCCAUGUCCCUCACCUGCUCCAUCUCCGGAGAGCCCCCCCAGGACCCCGUCGUCUCCACCAAGACCGGCCACGUCUACGAGCGUCGUCUCAUCCUCAAGUAUCUCGCAGACAACGGCACUGACCCAGUCAGCGGAGAGAAGCUCGAGGAGGCGGACCUCAUCAGCAUUAAAGCUAGUGCAAAAGCUGCCGCCCCACGACCACCGACUGCGACGUCCAUACCCGCUCUUCUCCACACGUUCCAAAAUGAGUGGGACGCCCUCGUCCUUGAAAUGUCUAACCUCAGGCAGCAAAAUAACUCUCUUCGCCAAGAGCUGAGCUAUGCUCUAUACGCUCAGGACGCUGCCAACCGUGUCGUCGCUCGUCUCAUCCGCGAACGCGAUUCCUCGAGAGAGGCUUUGUCAAACGUCCAGGCAUCCAUGGGCAUUACUCCUGCACCCGCUGGCGGUGAUGUUGAGAUGGCUGAGGAGAACGGAGCACAGGAAGGACUUCCCAAGGAGAUUGUCGACCAGAUGAACGAGACUCAGGCUGCCCUCUCCGCGGCACGCAAGAAGCGCAAGGCUCCCGCAGGCUGGGCCACUCCCGCAGAGGUCAAGACCUUCACUGCGAUUCACACCAUCCCCUCCCUUCACUCUGCCUCGCCCGCCGGUAUCAACUCGCUUGCUGUCUCGUCCGCCAACCCUUCGCAGUUCUUGACUGGGGGCAACGACAAGAUUGUCCAGCUCUAUGACCGCAGCACGGACAAGGUCCUUGCUUCCCUCAAGGGACACACCAAGAAGGUCAACCACGUCAGCUUCCGCGAGAAGGAGGGUGACAACACCCUCAUCCUCUCCGCAGGCGCCGACAAGGUCGCCAAGAUCUGGUCGCACGACUCCGCCUCGGGCGAGUUCCUCCCCAAGGCGACCAUCCGUUUGCACAAGGGCGAGCUCACCGGCCUCGCCGUGCACCCAACGUCGACCGUCGCCAUCCUCGGCUCGGCCGAUAAAACCUACUCGCUACACGAGCUCACCAACUUCACGCAGAUCUACCAGUCCUCGCCGUUCGACGACCCCUUCAGCUCGCUCGCUGUCCACCCCGACGGCGCGCUGCUCGCCCUCGGCACGGCCAACUCCAAGAUCCAGAUCUGCGACGUCAGGACGGGCUCCGUCGCCGCGACGAUCAGCCCGCCGGACGUGGAGACGCCGUUCGCGGUGAACUCGCUCUCGUUCUCCGAGAACGGCUACCACCUCCUCGCGCCGGACAGCACGUCCUCGGUCGCGAUCUGGGACCUGCGCAAGAUGAAGGCGGCGCACAGCAUCGCGCUCGGCGACGGCUUCAAGAUCGGGCGCGUCGCGUACGACUACAGCGCGCAGUUCCUCGGCGUCGCGGGCUCCGAGGGCGUGCGCCUGUUUGCGCACAAGACGUGGGACGAGCUCGCGCGCUUCGAGGAGGCGGGCGAUGUGUCGUCGAUCGUGUUUGGCGCGCAGGGCAAGGAGGUGUGGGGAACGAGCGGGCGCGAGGUCAGGAUCUGGGGGCUGCCGCAGUAGAUGUUGUUGAUAUCUUGUGUUUUGCAUACGGUAUCUCCCUGUUCGUCUUUGUGCUCAAAUCUCGCGCAUCGUCGCAAUGCUAGCCAUAAUUCCGCUGUCG
Molecule: messenger RNA, 1639 nt
Organism: Coniophora puteana RWD-64-598 SS2
Lineage: Eukaryota; Fungi; Basidiomycota; Agaricomycetes; Boletales; Coniophoraceae
Product: nuclear matrix protein NMP200
Exons: 3
Coding region: 19-1539 (506 amino acids)
Biological process (GO): mRNA splicing, via spliceosome; protein ubiquitination; DNA repair
Cellular component (GO): cytoplasm; Prp19 complex; U2-type catalytic step 1 spliceosome
Molecular function (GO): ubiquitin protein ligase activity; protein binding; zinc ion binding
Source: RefSeq, a predicted model, not a curated record